This is a messenger RNA of Oreochromis niloticus (Nile tilapia), 1713 nucleotides long. RefSeq lists its product as uncharacterized. Bases 172 to 1713 code for a protein of 513 amino acids. Gene Ontology annotation, molecular function: ubiquitin-protein transferase activity. The record is from RefSeq and is a predicted model, not a curated record. Lineage: Eukaryota; Metazoa; Chordata; Actinopteri; Cichliformes; Cichlidae. The transcript has 11 exons.
ACCCUGCAAGUUACAAGUACGAAUUUUGACCCUAUUUUUCUUCCUUUAAGCUGAUUGGUCAAUGUCAUGUCAAUCACAAAUUAAACAAUCCAAUCAGAGAACAGAUGGGUUUGGCUGUGGGGGGGUUGCUUUACGGACCUUCAGGUCCUGGAAGGGUAACACAGUUUGAAGAUGGAGGACGACGGUGGCGCUUCUGCGGCGCAGGAGCCAAAGACUGCAAUAGAGAAGGCUAUACUGAAUCUUGUGGGAAUUCUGUCAACUUCCCAGUCUGAUAUUAGGAGUGGAACUGCAACCACAUCUGUUACAGCAACAGUGCCUCAGCAAACCCCAAGAGUGAGCACCCAAAUAGAAAUGCAAAGGUCGUUUCCAGCAAUGUUUCAAAGAAGACAAUCCAAAGGAGAGAGGCCUUUCCCAGCUCCUAGUAAUGUCAUACAUGCAGUUCGCAACCUUCAGUUGCAAUUCUGUCUUUUGCCUGAUUCCACGACCAAAACCCCAAAGAAUGAAAUACAGCUUCUUCAAGCUGGACUUGGAAGGCGAACUCUCAGCAUAGCUGACAAUGCUGAUCAUGAAGAAAUUACUGUAGCUCUGCAUGAAGAGUAUCCGAAGAUGAAGGCCCUAACUGGUGGAUGGCUCUUGUAUAAAGCAGGAGGUGGUAGCGGACAGAGAAAUCUCUCUCUAGUACCUCAGGGAACACAAGGCUACACAGCCAAGACACUCAAGAUGGCCACCAACAAUGGAAAAAAUACACUUUAUAUUGUCCCUCUCCAAGAAAAAAUUGAUACUACACCUCUUCCACAUGAUGCUGCAGAAUUCAGCAAAAUGCCGAAGUCUCAGUGCAAGAAAUGUGGUGUGACUAUGCCUCUUCAGCUACUUGUUUGUCACGUAGAAAACUGUGUACAAGAAGCUGCGUGUGAAAGCAUGACUGACCAGGCACAUCAGAAUGAAGUCCAAUUGGAGCCUUCUUGUCCUGUUUGUGGAAAUCGUUAUUCUCCAGAUGACUUGGUCUUGCAUGCCAGUACAUGUGGUGAUCAUGAAGUGGAUGACCUGCAUCACACAGGACAUGAAGUCAGAGACACACUUCUCAAUUUUGCUGCUGAGAUGAACACUGACAUCCCAGCCAACAAUAAGGAAGAACAGUGGAAAAAGGCCAGUGAUCCCCAAGAUGCUGCAGUUUUGUUUAAGAGGCAUCUCUUAAAGGAAAAGGAGGAGAACCCCACAAUCACAGCUAUUAUUGACAUUCGACAAGAUCAAACAUCCCAGAGCCGAGAGAUCAUUGCUUUCUACAAAAGACCACAGAUUGAUUGGGCAGGGCCUUUUCGUUGUUCUUUACAAGGUGACACAGCUGUUGGCACUGGGGUCCAGAGACAUUUUUUCAGCAUGGCAAUGCUAAAGUUGCAACAUGGCUUUAACAUCCAUAGCAGUGCAGCCAACAUGACCCUUCUCUUUGAGGGACAAGAGAACCAUCUAGUGCCUUCUACUUCUCAGAUUUUGACAGACAGUGACUUAUUUGUGGUAGCAGGCAGAAUGAUUGGGCAUUCAUUUUUGAAUGAUGGGCCACGAUUGCAUGGCCUCAGCAAGGCUAUUAUUCACAUGUUGGUCCAUGCUGAUAGAGACACUGUCACUGUCCAGCUCGAUGAUGUGCCAGAUCUAGAUAUUCGUUCUACAAUUUGCAUGGUGAAUACCAAUUUACUUCAAGCCUUAGUGAAAUCAUAA